CCCCGUGACCACCAACAUGAGAGCCCAUCAUCAUCGCUGACAGGUUGAUAGUUUUCUAUCAGCGUCAGCGUCAUCUUCUCGUUAGCAUCCAACUGCAGAAAGAAUUGCUGUAGACCAAAAACACCGUGAACACAGCAAUCAACAAUCUACAAACCCCUCCGCGAUUCAUCUUCGGACUUUGAGCAUCACCUCUCUCGACCUCAAUCCCAAUAACCACAUCCACCUUCCAUCCCUCCACGACAUCCCAAACCCUCGCUCUCAAUCACCAUGUCCUCCCCACACCCAACCUCCACCUCUUCACCCCCUCCACAUCCCUCCCCCUUCCCCACCCCCACCAAACAAUCCCCCAUCAUCAUAAUCGGCACCGGCCUCUCCGGCCUCGUCGCCGCCUUUGAGCUCUCGCGCGCCAACCUCCCCUGCCUGCUUCUCGACCAAGAACCCCGCUCCUCCUUAGGCGGACAAGCCUUCUGGUCCUUGGGCGGUCUCUUCCUCGUCGACUCCUCCUUCCAGCGACGCAUGGGCAUCCGCGACUCGCGCGCCCUCGCCCUGCGCGACUGGUUAUCCUCUGCGCAAUUCGACAAGCUCGAGAAGGAAGAUUACUGGCCGCGCAAAUGGGCCGAGGCCUUUGUCGAGUUCGCGACGGACGAGAUGGAAGAGUAUGUGAAAGCGAGGGGAUUGGGGUUUUUGGUGAAUGUUGGGUGGGCGGAACGUGGAGAUGGAAGGGGAACGGGGGGACAUGGGAAUAGUGUACCGAGGUUUCAUGUCAGUUGGGGGACGGGGCCGGAGGUCGUAAGGGUUUUUAAGGAGCCGGUGGAGAAGAAGGAAAGGGAGGGAGUGGUGGAGAUGAGGUUUCGGCAUUGUGUGGAUGAGAUUGUGGUUGAUGAAGCUACGGGACGGGCGGUAGGAGUGAAGGGGAGGGUUUUGGAAGAGGAGGAGGAGGAGGAGGAGGGGUUGGCGAGGGGGAUGAGCAGUUCGAGGGUGGCGACGGGGGAGUUUGAGAUUCGUGGUGCGGCAGUGAUCAUUGCUAGUGGAGGGAUCGGAGGGAAUCUGGAGAAGGUCAAGAAGAAUUGGCCGAUUGAUCGGCUGGGCCCAAAAGUGCCGGCGACCAUGGUCAUGGGCGUGCCGGCGCAUGUGGACGGGCGGAUGAUUGAUAUUGCGGAGGGCGUGGGCGCAAGCGUGAUUAACAAGGACAGGAUGUGGCAUUACACGGAAGGACUCAAAAACUGGGAUCCCAUCUGGCCAGGGCACGGGAUUCGAGUGCUGCCGGCACCGUCUUCGCUCUGGCUGGACGCCACAGGCAAGAGACUGCCUCCGUUCCUGUUCCCGGGGUGCGACACGCUGGGCACCCUGAAGCACAUCUGCAGCACGGGGUACGACUACUCGUGGUUCAUCUGCAACCGCACCAUUGCAGCGCGGGAGUUUGCGCUUUCGGGAUCGGAGCAGAACCCGGACCUCACCAACAAGAGCAUCGUGCAGACGCUGUGGCAGCGCGUCUUCAGCUCCAACGGCACCGUUCCUGUGCAGAACUUCAUCAAGCAUGGCGAGGACUUCGUCGUGAAAGACAACCUCGAGGACCUGGUGGCCGGGAUGAACGAGCUCAUGGAAAAGACGGGCGGUGUCCGUCUCGAUUACGCCGCGAUCAAGGAGGAAGUCGAGGCACGAGACAGCCAGUUCGACAACCCGUACUCCAAGGACGCGCAGGCGAUGCUCAUCAACAGCACAAGGAAUUACUGGCCGGAUCGGAGAAGCCGUGUGGCGCCGCCGCACAAGUUGUUGGAUAAAAAGCACGGCCCGCUGAUUGCGGUCCGGAUGAAUCUGCUUACGAGGAAGACGCUGGGUGGCAUCGAGACGAACUUGAGCAGUAAUGUCAUGCGGACGAAUGGCACUCCUUUCCCGGGCUUGUACGCGGUUGGAGAGGCGGCAGGGUUUGGGGGUGGUGGUGUCCAUGGCUAUAAUUCUCUCGAGGGAACAUUCUUGGGAGGAUGUAUCUUCUCUGGUAGAGCGGCUGGUCGGGCUAUUGUUGAAGAGGUUCUGGGAACAACUGGCUUGCAAGCGAAGCUUUGAAUGGGAUCUUGGGGGAUCGCGGUGUCAAGGGUGAGUCCACAAAGUAUUGGAAAAGUCACUUCAAUUGAAAGUUUGGCAUGGUUUCAGGUCACGAUGAACUUGGCACAAUAAGGAAAGAAGC
Molecule: messenger RNA, 2185 nt
Organism: Neurospora hispaniola
Lineage: Eukaryota; Fungi; Ascomycota; Sordariomycetes; Sordariales; Sordariaceae
Product: fumarate reductase/succinate dehydrogenase flavoprotein
Exons: 1
Coding region: 268-2064 (598 amino acids)
Molecular function (GO): oxidoreductase activity, acting on the CH-CH group of donors
Source: RefSeq, a predicted model, not a curated record